This is a messenger RNA of Anoplophora glabripennis (Asian longhorned beetle), 912 nucleotides long. RefSeq lists its product as uncharacterized. Lineage: Eukaryota; Metazoa; Arthropoda; Insecta; Coleoptera; Cerambycidae. The record is from RefSeq and is a predicted model, not a curated record. The coding region runs from base 1 to 912 and encodes 303 amino acids. The transcript has a single exon.
AUGCCAAAGCGGAUGUCGGACGAGGAAAUUGCUUGUGAAUCGAGUUUCCGCGAAAAUACGCGUAGAGCAUCGCAUGGCAGGUUUAUAGUAUCAAUGCCACUUAAACAACCACCUCAAUGUUUAGGCGAAUCACAAGCGCAGACAAUAAAUCGCUUCUACAGCACAGAGCGCAAAUUGGCAAAAAAUCCAAAAUUAAAGGAACGUUAUGUAGAAUUUAUGGGAGAAUGCGAAAAAUCAGGUCAUAUGAGCUUAGUAGAAAAUAACGUGGGAAAUAUUGAAUAUUUUAUGCCACAUCAUGGAGUUGUGCGCGAGGAAAGCAAAACUACGAAACUCCGCGUUGUUUUUGACGCAAGUGCUCCCUCUACUAACGGAAUAUCUCUAAACAAUAUACAAAGGGUAGGGCCGGUCUUACAGGAUGAUUUAUUUUCAAUACUUCUCAGAUUUCGCAAACGCACCUAUGUCAUUUCAGCGGACAUUGCUAAAAUGUACCGACAGGUGCUGAUAGAACCGGGACAAAGGUGUUUGCAAAAGAUAAUUUGGCGACCAAAUCCUUCUGAGGCGCUUAAAAUGUAUUCUUUAAACACAGUGACGUAUGGUCAGGCAUGUGCAAGUUUCCUGGCGAUACGUUGUAUUUUCGAGCUCGUGCGCGAAUGUGAGGCCAAUAAGCCCAAGAUAGCGGAUAUUAUUCGUCGCAAUUUCUAUGUAGACGACUUGCUAACCGGAGCAGACACCGCGAUGGAAGCGUUGCAAAUCGCAAACGAUGUUUAUAAAGUUUUAAAAUCGGGAAGUUUUGAACUGCGAAAAUGGUAUUCCAAUCAACCUGAUAUAAUCAAGAACCUAGCUGGCGGUACCGACUGCGGAAUAUUAGAAUUUGCUUCCGACGAGAAUACAAAAACUUUGGGUUUAAUAUGA